AUGGUAGAGCAACCCGCGAACGUGGAUGCCGCCGUGAAUACCCCAGUGGUGGUUGAUUCAAACGAUGAUGGAGCAGUCGCCCAGGAACUGGAAUUAGAGCAUAUGAGGAGUAUAUUGGAAGAGGCGAUUGUGGAAACGCGCAGUACGCCUCUCGAAAAUCGACCGCGACUUCCCCGCAUAGCCCUAAGCAAGCGGAAUCGGGCUAUCGUGAGGGCUCUGAACCCAAUGCUGGUUACCUAUUUGGAAGCCAGCCGGGACCUUUGCGAGACGGACUCAAUUCUUUUUGGCGCCGCGCUGGCAGUCUGCCGUAUCAUAGGCGCCAAGGUUUCCACGGCUGGACGCGCUACUGGCCAUAGUAGCGCUAUCCCAGCAUGGAGAAGAAGAAUUGAGGAACGUAUCGCAAAGGCUAGAGCUCUCAUCGGCAGACUGAUAUGCUUCAGAUCAGGCAACAACAGGCCAAGAAUGGCGUUUGCUGGGACAAAUGUCAGUUUGUCCCAGCCGGAUAUAACGCAAAAACUGACGGAGCGCAUAGAUGAUCUGAAGCAGAGAAUCGCUGCUUGGGGAAAGCGGAUUCGGCGAUAUACCGAGAGGUCGACACGGUUCAACCAGAAUCGUCUCUUCCAGAGUGAUCAGAAGAGGCUCUAUGAAUCAUUGGAGCGACCAAUGGUAAGUGGAACGGGUCCAGCACCGAAUCAGGCCGACACUGUAGCAUUCUGGCGCGGCCUGUGGUCAGAGCCCGUAAACCACAGCGAGGGCCCUUGGACGGAAGUUGUGGCGAGUCAGUGUGCGGGUAUUACGCCCAUGGACCCCGUCAUCAUAACGCCGGAUGACGUAGCUGAGGCGGUCCGUAGGGCCCCGAACUGGAAAAGUCCGGGGCUUGACGGGCUGCAUCACUACUGGCUGAAGGGGUUCAUGGUGUGUCACUCUGUGCUCGCCCGACAGUUUCAAGAGGCUCUCAACCAGAAGUCGCUCCCAAGCCUCUUCACUACUGGGAUCACUCAUUUGGUUCCUAAAGACCAGGAAUAA
Messenger RNA from Parnassius apollo (apollo), 1026 nucleotides. NCBI's taxonomy places the organism in Eukaryota, Metazoa, Arthropoda, Insecta, Lepidoptera, Papilionidae. The record is from the annotation of a GenBank genome assembly.